ACACCUCUGCCCCACAGCGGCCACGGCGAUGGAGGUACGAGCCACGGCAGCCCCCAGGCUAUGGGGCACCGUGAAGCUUCUGGGAACCUUGGUCUUGGUGGCAUCCACGGGUGAGUACAGGGGGCGGAGGGUCCAACCGAAGGUGGAGAUGUGGUGGCACUGAGACGUGUUCUCCCCCGGUCCUUCAUCCCUUGCAGCGUCUUCGGUGGCGGGUGAAACGCGCGUGGUGGGUGGCAUGGACUGCGAGCCCCACUCGCAGCCGUGGCAGGUGGCCAUCCUUGACAUGUACAAGCUCUACUGUGGCGGCGUCCUCGUGGCCAGGCAGUGGGUGGUGACGGCGGCCCACUGCACCACACCGGGACCCCGUGUCCCACACGUGGGCCACACCAUGUCCCACAUGUCUCCUGGCCGUGUUGCAGACCCCGUGUCCCACGCAUGGGCAACGCCGUGUCCCACCCAUGUCCUGUCCAUGCUGUGUCCCACCACGUGCCAUGGCUGCAUCGUGGUCUCCAUGCCCCAUUCAUGGGCCACGCCAUGUCCCACCCGUGUCCUGACCGCAUGCCAUGGCCGUGCUGCCAUCUCCCACGUGUCCCAGCCAUGCCACGUCCCACAGGACCCACGGCCACGUCACAAUGUCCCACGCAUCCCUCCUGCCUGCUGUAGGAUCACCUCCAUCCGCCUGGGCAAGCACAACCUCUACACGCGGGAGCGGGGCGAGGUGCAGAAGAUGGUGCAGAAGUUCCUGGCACACCCCGACUAUGACCCCACCACCAAGGACAACGACAUCAUGAUGCUGAAACUCCUGACGCCCGUCACCCUCACCAACAGGAUCCAGCCCGUCCCCGUGGCCUCCUGUCUCCCGGAACCUGGCACCACCUGCACCACAUCAGGAUGGGGGGCCACCACCUCCCCAGAAGUUUCUUACCCGGACGUCUUGCAGUGCGUCAACGUCACCAUCUUCUCGAUGGCCGAGUGUCGCCGGUUAUACCCCGGUUCCAUCACCGAGAACAUGCUGUGCGCCGGGAGUCUUCAAGGCGGUAGGGAUUCUUGCCAGGGUGACUCCGGAGGACCUCUGGUUUGCAACGGGACCCUCCAAGGUAUCGUCUCCUGGGGCAUGGAGAAAUGUGGGCAGCCCAAGAGACCUGGUGUCUACACCAAGGUCUGUAGAUACGCCCAGUGGAUCCAGAAGAUCAUGAAGGACAACUAG
Grus americana (Whooping crane) is the source of this 1207-nucleotide messenger RNA. RefSeq names its product kallikrein-13-like. Gene Ontology annotation, biological process: proteolysis. The transcript is spliced from 4 exons. Gene Ontology annotation, molecular function: serine-type endopeptidase activity. The record is from RefSeq and is a predicted model, not a curated record. NCBI's taxonomy places the organism in Eukaryota, Metazoa, Chordata, Aves, Gruiformes, Gruidae. The coding region runs from base 236 to 1207 and encodes 323 amino acids.